Messenger RNA from Notothenia coriiceps (black rockcod), 1000 nucleotides. RefSeq names its product RAB22A, member RAS oncogene family (gene rab22a). The coding region runs from base 261 to 845 and encodes 194 amino acids. Lineage: Eukaryota; Metazoa; Chordata; Actinopteri; Perciformes; Nototheniidae. The transcript is spliced from 7 exons. Gene Ontology annotation, molecular function: GTPase activity; GTP binding. The record is from RefSeq and is a predicted model, not a curated record.
GAGACUGAGCUUCAGUUAGCUAGUUUACUAUAAUCAUCACAACAUGGCAAAAACGACGGAUUAAUGAACGUUUCAACGCUAACAGCAAGAGUUUUAACUUAAUAUGAGAUGCGCAUUUGGCAGCUUUCUACCGCGACGAAGUGAAAUUAUUUGUAAACACACAACACGUGAAGAUUUUUCUAAAUAAAGAAAAAUAAAGCAGAGGGGGAAACUGCCAAUGGUCGUUGUUAGAACCACAUUUUGAGGUAGAGGAGAUCGAUAUGGCGCUAAGAGAGUUAAAAGUCUGUCUUCUGGGGGACACCGGCGUUGGGAAGUCGAGUAUUGUUUGGAGAUUUGUGGAAGACAGCUUUGACCCAAACAUCAACCCAACAAUUGGGGCAUCCUUCAUGACCAAGACAGUGCAAUACCAAAACGAGCUGCACAAGUUCCUGAUCUGGGACACGGCAGGACAGGAGCGGUUUCGUGCCCUGGCACCAAUGUACUACAGAGGGUCUGCGGCAGCCAUCAUUGUUUAUGACAUCACAAAAGAGGAAUCCUUCACAACACUAAAGAACUGGGUGAAGGAGCUGCGCCAGCAUGGACCUCCCAAUAUAGUGGUCGCCAUUGCUGGCAACAAAUGUGACCUGUCAGACGCCAGGGAAGUGCUAGAGAAGGAUGCCAAGGACUACGCUGACUCUAUCCAUGCCAUCUUUGUAGAAACCAGUGCCAAGAAUGCCAUUAACAUCAACGAGGUGUUUAUAGAGAUAAGUAAGCGCAUCCCCCUUGCUGAAUCAGCAGGAGGCACUUCAGGAAAAGCUUUCAAACUGGGACGUCAGGCCUCAGAGUCUCGCAGGACGUGUUGCUGAUGAUGCCGGUGACUGUCCCUACAUGACCUUUGACCUGACCUUUGCUCUCUCUGUGUCCCCAGCAUGCUUCAGCGUACAGCCACCACACACUCAAACACCCCUCAUGCCUGAUAUGGGCCUAUAGCAUUACCACUUUAAUGACAAAAGCAAAUAAA